Nelumbo nucifera (sacred lotus) is the source of this 2495-nucleotide messenger RNA. It is a transcript of the gene NAC028, whose product is annotated as NAC domain containing protein 28. Gene Ontology annotation, molecular function: DNA binding. NCBI's taxonomy places the organism in Eukaryota, Viridiplantae, Streptophyta, Magnoliopsida, Proteales, Nelumbonaceae. The record is from RefSeq and is a predicted model, not a curated record. Gene Ontology annotation, biological process: regulation of DNA-templated transcription.
CUCCCCCAAUCCUCUCUGAUCAUUUGCAGAAUUGGACCUUUCCCUCAAUCCUCAUCUUCUCAUUUCCACUCUUUGGACCUUCUUCUACCAAGGUGUUGUAUAUUAAUUGUAGGCUGUACAGUUGGUGGUCUCCCAAGUCUGGUCUCCUUGUGUUUUUUUCCUUUUGGAGGCUGGUGUUUUUUUGUUGUUGAGUUUGGAAGAACAGAAGAAGGCCCAAAAUCAAAGAAAUGGCACCUGUGACUCUGCCUCCUGGUUUCCGAUUCCAUCCCACCGACGAGGAACUUGUCGCCUACUAUCUCAAGAGAAAGAUCAAUGGCCGGAAGAUUGAACUGGAGAUUAUCCCCGAAGUCGACCUCUACAAAUGUGAACCUUGGGAUUUACCAGAGAAGUCGUUCUUACCAAGCAAAGAUCUUGAGUGGUAUUUCUUUAGCCCUCGAGAUAGAAAGUACCCCAACGGAUCGAGGACGAAUCGAGCAACUCAAGCUGGGUACUGGAAGGCCACCGGAAAAGACAGAAAGGUGAACUCCCAGAUGCGCGCUGUGGGAAUGAAGAAGACCCUGGUCUAUUAUAGAGGACGAGCACCUCAUGGUGCUCGAACGGAUUGGGUCAUGCAUGAGUACAGGCUUGACGAGAGAGAAUGUGAAACUGCCUCUGGACUGCAGGAUGCCUACGCUCUUUGUCGUGUGUUUAAGAAGACUGCACCAGGCCCUAAGUUCGAAGAACAGUACCGAGCUCCUUUCUAUAACCAAUAUCAAAUGAUGUGUAAUGAUCAAUCUUCUACACUAGAACAAUCUUCUGAGGGAAGAAUAGAUGACCUGGAGAGCUCUGGUUUUCCAUUCCCAUCAGAAACAGGCUCACCAGACACAAUUCAAGGGUCUUCAUUUGAUAUGAAUGGACAGAGAGAUGGGAGCUGGAUGCAGUUCCUGGCAGAAGAAGCAUUUAGCUCCACACUCCCAGCAUUUCCAAACAAUGGAAGCAUUCCCUACCUUCCAUCAAAGGUUGACAUUGCACUAGAGUGUGCGAGGUUGCAGCAUCGGUUCACAUUGCCUCCAUUGGAGGUGGAAGACUUUCCUCAGGUUGACUUCACAGAUUCUAAAUUUCCACUGACGGGUUCCUUCCAGAACAACACAAAUGGCUCCGAUAUAUUGCAGGAGAUCCUUUCGGUUGCUAGUGCCUCUCAGGAACUCGUAAAUGACUCUAAUUUUCAGGUCCCCUGGCCAGGAAACUAUGCUAGUGUGGAUGAAUUUGCUUCUAUAGCAGAAAUAGAGAGAGCUGGAGGGACACAAUUUCGUCAAGUUGAUGCAGUUGGUUCCUCUAGAUCUGUAGACAAAUCAUGGGGAUUAGAACCAGCAAGGUUUAUAGACAUGGACAACUUGGAGGAUGAAUUCAAGCCUGGGAGGAUAGUUGAGAAUUUGAGAGGAGUUGGAAUGUCCAACAAGGAUCUAGAGAAGCAGAGCAUGUUGAAUCAACACAGGACUGUCCCCAUAGAAGAUAUUACAAAUUUUCAACAAAGAGGUGCUCAAGAAGAAAUAAAGGGAGAUAUCAAUGAGAACAACAACUUCGAUGACUUCAACGACACUGAGACAAACGGUAUAUCUCUUGGAUUCAUCAACAAUGAUCCAAACGUAAUCUUCUCACAAGAUGGAGACAUGGAAGACUUUUCUGAUACCCCAACCUUUGAAGUCUAUGAGAAAGUUGAAGUGAAUCAUGGAAUGUUUGUCUCAAAUCGUCAAGUCGCCGAUACAUUCUUUCACAAAAUUGAGCCCUCGAAGACCAUUGAGGUUCACAUUAAUCCGGUAAUGACACAUAACUUCUACAUAGAAAGAGAGAAUAUUGCAGUCAGACAUCAUAGUGGAAGUUCCUUUUUUAGAAAAUUCAAGGCAUUUGUGACUGACAAGUUUAAGGGGAUCAAGAACUCAGUAAAGCCAUCAAGAAUAUCAUGGCUAAUGAGUGAAACCAUGAACGCAGUUGUCCAUAUGACUGCAUUUCUGCUGACAUCGUGCAUUUAUCUUGGAGAACAUUCACAGAAUGUGAAUUUGCAGGAUCAGUUCUCUAGUUCUGACAAGGCAAUUAUGGAGGAAAGAGAGGGUGGUUGCUCCACUCCAGUCAGGAAGUUGAAGAAACUAGCAAGAGUUGAAUGGAGUGAUAAGAAGAAUAGCAUAUGGUUUGCCAACUUUAGAGAAGGAAUUAUCUCCAAUGUGUUUCUGGUUAAGAAUUUCCCCUUCCUUACCAUUGUUGUGGCUCUCUAUGCUUUUGGGGUUCACCACAUUAUGACUUAGCCCUUAAAUGUAACUCCAUAUUACAUUUACCAAUUGUACCAUAUCGGAAGGGCAUUUAUUAGAUUUUUUAACAGUGGGAGUCUAAGUAAGCUAAUAAGUUUGUAUUGUUCACUGAAUUAGUUCAUAGGAAGAUUUAACCUUUCAAGUGAAACACUUGGGAGGUCUGAUAGUGUUGGUUGUAUGCUUUAUUUGGAAGAAAUGCAAUUCUUUAAUUUA